GCUGGAGUUUCUCCGGCUUUCCCGGCGGAGCCUCCCCGACGUGAUCGCUCCUUACGGGGCUCCCUCCGCCCGGCCGGCCGGCCGCCCGCUCCUACGGGCGCCUCUGGGGUACUUUUUGGAGAGGUCGUGCGUCUUGGCGCACGUCGGAAGCGCCGCGGCCGCUUUCCGUUCCACCGAUCGGGAGCGGGGUUGGAUUUGCGCCGGCGCUGCUCUUCCCGGGCGCCGGAUUUGGGGAGGGUCUCUCGCACAGAGUGCCCGCCCCGCGCCCCGCAACAAUUUGGCAGAUUUUGGAACGCGCGACGUGGCUGGCCACCAGACGUUGCCCCGCUGCUAGACACGUGUGCCUGGGAUUUCAGACAGUUUUGCCUGCAGCUUUCCUCGCCUCGCCUCCUGCUAUGGAAAAAGGAGGACGCGGGGCAACUUGGGGGACUGGAUAGGGGCGGGGAGAGCUUUAGACGGCGGCGCGCUUCGGAAGACCGCCAGCGUCUCCAACCCUGCGCUGAGCAGCCCAGAAGCCAAGGCGAGGGGCUCUGAACCGCGCUCUCCUCCUUCUCCAUCGCCUCCUCGUAUUUUCAUCGCCCCCCUCCAAGAUGGCAGCUAUCCAAGCCCUCCAGCAGUGGUGCAAGCAACAGUGCCAAGGAUACCGGGACGUCAGCAUCACCAACAUGACCACUUCUUUCCGGGACGGUUUGGCCUUCUGUGCCAUCCUUCAUCGCCACAGGCCGGAUCUCGUAAACUUCGAUGCUCUGAGCAAAGAAAAUAUCUACGAAAACAACCAGUUGGCUUUCAAAGUGGCCGAAAUGGAACUGGGAAUCCCGGCCUUGUUGGACGCUGAGGACAUGGUCGCUCUCAAAGUCCCCGACAGACUCAGCAUCCUCACCUACGUCUCCCAGUAUUAUAACUAUUUCCACGGACGGUCGCCAAUUGGAGGAAUGUCUGGCAUAAAACGCUCUUCUUCUGCACCCAGCGAGGAGCCGAAGGGGAAGAAGGUUGUUUCUGAACCGGUGGCCCCCAGCAAGCCCCCGCGAGUCCUGCCGCCAUCCGAACCCAAGGCUGUUCCAGCCUCUCGCAGUCUGGCGAAGGAGAACUCACUGGUGGCAGCGAGACGUGUCUUAGCAGAGAGAAGCAACAUGCGAAGCAGCAACUGUGCCACCUGCGGAAACCACGUCCACCUGGUACAGCGCCUCCUGGUGGAAGGGAAGCUUUAUCACAGGAACUGCUUCAGGUGCAAAGAGUGCUCUAGCACCCUGCAGUCGGGAAACUACAAAGCUGGGAGCCAUGCCGGCACUUUUGUCUGUACCCGGCACGAGCAACCGACGCCUCUCCGGGAUUCCUUGUCCUCCGGUGCGAGGGGUUUCCCCAGCGAGGAUAAACCUCCCGCUCCUGCCUCUGCUGCACAGAACUACUUGAAGGGACUCGAAUCCAAGACGCCGUCCGUGAAAAUGAGCAGUGCCGUUAAAUCAGCAGCUUCUGAGCCACCUGGGAAUUACAAAGGCAGCUCUGCGUCCGCAAGCUCAAGUUCGCAUUGGUCAGACCUUACCGGGAACAAACCGGAUUCUCUAACCGUCUCCAGCACUUCUCCUUCCCCACCGCGCUGGACACCAUCGUCCGCCAAAACACAGCAGGCUCGGGAGAAAUUUUUCCAGGCCGGAUCCGGGGUCUCGGGACUUCCUCCGAGCAAAGCAGAGCCGGUUAAAAACCAAGGCUCUCUUCUGAACCCUCCUCGGGUCUCCGGGAGAGCAUCCUUUUCUGGCACCCACACAUCAGGGACCGGUCCGGAUGUUGGUGAGAAGGACAGAGCACGGAACGUCCUGAUGCAGGCUUUGCCGGGGCUCCAGCCUUCCUCCAACAGGACUAGUGGCUUUGGCAGCGAUUCGCCCAGCUCAACUGCAUCCAGCAUCAGCAAGCCAUCUCCAGCCACCUCUGGCAUACAGCAUAUCGAGACGAAAAGCAUCUCGGACUGGAAGCCUUCCAGGCCUGUCAGCAUGCCAGCUGCCACGGAAGAUCCACGGAAAGGACCCUGGGCGCUUUCACCCGCCCUUGAACGUUCGCCCAAGGAUCUGGGUGGCAAAGCGGGCAUCGGGGUGGCCCCCCAGAGCAGGCUCAAGGAUCAGCCCCCCAGCAGACCUGCAGCUGACUCUGGGCAUAAACUGGACGUUAAGGUCUUCAAAGCGGGAGCUGCAAGCGUUGCGGAAGAGAAAUCAGAAAUGCCAGCGGACUGGAGAUCUCUGCUGAAGCCGGUGGCAAACAGAGUCCCUGGCCACGGUGACCCCAGAACCACUCACAAGCCUGCAGAUGUUCACAAGGCAGCUGUUGACAUAACUCCGAGUCCGGGGCAGAAAGACGAAAAACCAGCUCAUUCAACAACCUCCCCGUCGAAUCAGGAAACUGCUUCAUCAGCUGAUCAGCAGCCAAAGAAAAAACUGCUGGUGCCUCCUGUGGAUAUUUCCAGUGGCUGGAGGUCACCCAAGCAGCAGUGGGAGGAUAUUGCCACAACCAAAAAGGCCGAGGGGCUGAGCCCCUCCAGGAAGGCUGUUGCGCCUGUGAGGCCGUCUCCUCCUAGAGUCCUCCAGAAGUCUCUGACUGGUCAAGCGCUGUCUCCUUCAAAGCGCCACCCAGACUAUAUCCCUGAGGAGAAAAUCCAGAAGGAAGUCCGGCAGAUCGAGAAGGAUUUGGACAAGCUGGAGCUCAAAGGGGUGGAGAUGGAGAAGCAGCUGAGGAACUGUGAGGGAGAUGAGAGCGAGGAUGCCUUGAUGGUGGAAUGGUUCAAGCUGAUCCACGAGAAGCAGCUGCUACUGCGGCGGGAGUCUGAGCUGAUGCACAAGAUGAACCAACAGAAGCUGGAGGAAAAGCAGUGGGACAUUGAGAGCGAGCUAAGGAGCCUCAUGAGCAAAUCUGAGUUCUCGAAGACGCCCAGGGAGAAGGCCCGCGAGGAGGAGCUGCUGGCGUUGUAUGUGGCCACGGUCAAUGACCGGAAUAAAAUCGUGGAGGACCUGGAUGAAGACCGACUAAGGGAAAUUGAAGAAGAUGAAGUGAUAGCGGCCAUGAUCCAGAAGCUUGAUGUGCCCCGUAACACCCAGGAAAGUGAAAAGAAGAAAACGAAAUUCGGCUUAUUCCAUAUGUUGAAGAUAAAGAACUAGGGGGAAGAGUGAAGUAUCUUUGGAGAGAUGGAGAGUCCUUUUUUCUGUCGGUGAUGGAGUAGCCAUUCCGUUUCUGUUUUCUGCUUUCGGAGAGCAAAGGCCAUUUGGCCGAAAAAAGAAAAGAAAAAAGAAAAGAGGAAGCUGAAGAAUCGAACAAGGGGUUUAUUCAAAACCUAAAAAAUGGACAGUCAGGGAUGGCGUGUCCCUGGUCCAGAUCCGCAAACUGAACAGGCCUUGAAAGCCAACUUGAUGGACUCAUUGGCAUCAUUUGGAGAGCAAAUGUGAUCAUUGGCUGGUGUUUCUCUGUACACUAGUCUGUCUGGAGAAUCCUAGUCUAGCCUAGAGCAAUUCAGGAACUCUGUUUAGGACCAGUUUCUCCCUCCUCUGCUACCAAGAGAGUACAGUGGUGCCUUGGUUCUCAAUCUUAAUCCGUUCCGGAAGUCCGUUCCAAAACCAAAGCAUUCCAAAACCAAGGCGCACUUUCCCAAAGAAAGUAAUGCAGAACGGAUUAAUCCGUUCCAGACUUUUAAAAACAACCCCUAAACCAGCAAUUUAACAUGAAUUUUACUAUCUAACGAGACUGUUGAUUCAUAAAAUGAAAGCAAUAAACAAUGUAUUGCAGUCACACAAUCAAUCAAUCAAUCAGUAGCUGAACUGGGUUCCACACAGUCACAAAACAGAAAAGCCGCAAAAACAAAAACCCAAAUAAAUAGCAAAAACAGACAGACCUCAGUGCGCCACUCAAAAUGGAAGCGUGGCGCUCAAUUUGGAAUCGUAACACUCAAAAUGGAGCACAUUCAGCUUCCAAACUAAGUUUGCAAACUGGAGCACUUACUUCUGGGUUUGCAGUGUUUGAGUUCCAAGUUGUUUGUGUACCAAGGCAUUUGAGAACCAAGGUACCACUGUAAUUGGGCAUGGAUGCAGAGCUGCCAGAAGCCUUAUGGCUCCCCCAAAGAAUUCUGGGAAGUGUAGUUUGUUAAGGGUGCCAAAGGCUCUUAGGAGGCCCCUAUUCCCCUCACAGGACUACAAUCAACAGGAUUGCAAAACCACUCUGAGCCAGGUUCACACCACACAUUAAAGCACUAUCUUACCUCUUUAAACAGCCGUGGCUUCCCCUGAAGGAUUAUGGGAGCUGUGGGUUUGUUGAGGGGUGCUGAGAGUUCUUAGGACCCCUCCCCCGCCCGCUACAUUUCCCAGAGUGGUUCAACAACGGUCACCAUACAUUUAAAACACUGUCAUAGACCCUUAAAUUUUUAAGCUUCCCACAAAGGAAUCUGGGCAUUGUAGUUUGUUCAGGAUGCUGGGAGCCCUUCCCAGAACUACAGUUCCAAGACUUCCCCGGGAAGAGGGAGACACUCUGGGAAUUGUAGCUCUGGGAGUGGCAGUGCCACAUUUAUGUAUAAGCUAAACAAGCUAUAGCUUAGGGCCCGCCACUCUCUUGGGCCCCCCCAAAAAAUUAAAGGAAAAAAAAACCCUGGGUGUACAUUUCCAAAAUAUAAGAUAAAAAACAAAUAAAAUAAAACCUACAUACAGUAACAGUGUUUUGUGUUGUGUAGGCUCCUAUGAUGUAAGUCAUGGGCCCCGCCUGCUAGCCUGCUCCCACAAAUAUCACUGGUUUGCUCCUUUCUAUAUAUAGGGUGCCUACAUUCUGCAUGGACCGGUUGCAUGGCAACCUGGGUAAAUGGCUUGAGAUACCUAUUAAAGGUAAAAGUAUCCCUGACCGUUAGGUCCAGUCAUGGAUGACUCUGAGGUUGUGCGCUCAUCUUACUCUAUAGGCCAAGGGAGCUGGCGUUUGCCCGCAGUUUUUCCGGGUCAUGUGGCCAGCAUGACUAAGCCGCUUCUGGAGAACCAGAGCAGCUCACGGAAACGCCGUUUACCUUCCCACCGGAGCGGUACCUAUUUAUCUACUUGCACUUGACGUGCUUUCGAACUGCUAGGUUGGCAGGAGCUGGGACCGAGCAACGGGAGCUCACCCUGUCGCGGGGAUUCGAACUGCCGACCUUCUGAUGGGCAAGCCCUAGGCUCUGUGGUUUAGACCACAGCGCCAUCUGUGUCCCAUAACAUACCUAUUAGGUCCAUAAAUUACCCUAUAGCAUAUAUUCAAGACAAAAAACAGUGAUGAUUUGUUGUUGACAAAGGACAGCUGGACAUAUAAAAGGCCCCAUUACCUUCAGUAGCUUAGGGCCACAUCAAACCUAAAUCUGGCCCUGGGGAGGGGAAUAGAAGCCUCUUGACAACUCUUGGCACCUGCAGCAAACCACACAUUUCCCA
Messenger RNA from Podarcis raffonei (Aeolian wall lizard), 5411 nucleotides. It is a transcript of the gene MICALL2, whose product is annotated as MICAL like 2. The coding region runs from base 591 to 3140 and encodes 849 amino acids. Gene Ontology annotation, molecular function: protein binding. The record is from RefSeq and is a predicted model, not a curated record. Lineage: Eukaryota; Metazoa; Chordata; Lepidosauria; Squamata; Lacertidae. The transcript has 17 exons.